GUAACUGGCGCAGCUUGGCUCGUUUACACGAACAUUGCCCAUGCUUUAUGCCUACUAAGCCCUGGGUUGGUUUCAUUUGAAAGCCUGACUUUUGUAGGCACAAAAGUGAUUGCAAGUACUGUACGUUUAAAGAGAAAUCUGAAAAUGUUGCCAUCAUUAACACGAAUUGCAACCGAAGGAUGUUGCAGACAUAUUCGUCCGGCUGGACAGCGUAUUCAGCGUCAGUUUCAGUCUGCAAGUGGUAAACGAUCAGCAUCUGUUGAUGCUGUAACAGAAUCACCAGAUGAACGAUUUGAAGGGAAGGCCUUGUAUCUUGACCAGCAGGCCACAACACCACUGGAUCCUAGAGUGCUUGAUGCCAUGAUGCCGUACUCAGUAGCAUACUAUGGAAACCCUCAUUCCCGAACUCACUCAUACGGAUGGGAGACGGAAGAUGCCGUAGAAAAAGCUAGAGCACAAGUUGCUCACCUUAUUGGUGCUGAUCCGAGGGAAAUAAUUUUCACCAGUGGAGCAACUGAGUCCAAUAACAUUGCAAUCAAGGGAGUGGGGAGGUUCUACAAGAGCAAGAAGAAACAUAUCAUUACAUCACAAAUCGAACACAAGUGCGUUCUAGACUCUUGCAGACAGUUGGAAGGUGAAGGAUUUGAAGUUACCUAUCUUCCAGUUCAGAAAAAUGGAAUUGUUGAUUUAAAGGAUUUAGAAGCAGCCUUCAGACCUGAUACAGUCCUGGCAUCAAUUAUGUUUGUAAACAAUGAGAUUGGUGUUAAACAGCCUGUAGCAGAAAUAGGAAAAAUGUGUAGGGAAAAGAAGGUUUUCUACCAUACGGAUGCUGCUCAGGCAGUUGGCAAAGUGCCAGUAGAUGUUAAUGAUAUGAAUAUUGAUCUGAUGUCUAUUAGUGGCCAUAAGCUGUAUGGGCCAAAAGGCAUCGGUGCUCUGUAUAUUCGUCGAAGGCCAAGGGUUCGAGUGGAACCACUUCAGAGUGGUGGAGGUCAGGAAAGAGGGAUGCGCAGUGGAACAUUACCAGCUCCGCUGGCAGUGGGCCUGGGAUCAGCUUGCCAAGUUGCAGGAGAAGAGAUGGAGUACGACAGCAAACGCAUUGCAGCUUUAUCAAAUCGUCUCCUAACCAAGAUUACAGACAAUCUAACACAUGUUAUUCGCAAUGGUGAUGCGUACGAGACAUACCCAGGAUGUUUGAAUCUGUCAUUUGCCUACGUGGAAGGUGAGAGUCUUCUGAUGGCGUUAAAGAGUGUUGCGCUGUCAUCUGGAAGCGCUUGCACAUCUGCGAGUUUGGAACCAUCAUACGUAUUGCGAGCUGUUGGUGCAGAGGAAGACCUGGCACAUUCAUCCAUAAGGUUUGGUAUUGGAAGGUUCACAACAGAAGAGGAAGUGGAUUACACAGCUGAACAAUGCAUUAAACAUGUCAAGGCUUUGCGUAAUAUGAGUCCUCUUUGGGAGAUGCUUCAGGAAGGAAUUGACAUCAAAGAAGUUAAAUGGUCGCAGCACUGAGUUACUUCUGUUAUUGGUGCAAUUACUGGGUUGGGUGUCAGUGUAUUUAUCAGUUGGGCUGUCUUACUUCCAUUGGACUAUCACUAUAAACUAUAACAUUGGCUAGGCUGUUCCCCUACAAACAUCUAGGUUGUCGGCUUUUUAGUAGUAAAUCCUUAAGUAUUGAUCAGUUAGGCUGUCUUCCUUCCAUUUGACUAUAAACUAUCACAUUGGCUAGGCUGUCAUCUUGCAUUCAGCUCGGCUGUAGGCUUGUCAGUAGUAUAAUCCUUAAAACAGUCUAAAUAAAUCCUGGUAAUUUGAUUCAGAUACCUAUAUUAUCGAACAUUACUGCAUGUGAAUAUGUUAUUGGUCAAACCAUACAUACAAUAACAUUCAAUCAGAAAUAAAUUUAAGAUGGGUGUAACAAUAGCCACCGCCUUUUUUUUUGAGGCUGUAAGUUUGAUAGAUUUACAGUAGAAGAUUUGUUAUGCUGCCCUCUAUUUGCACUAUAUAGUGGAUGGAAUUAUUUAAAGUACGGUAGAAGAUUUGUUAUACUGCCCUCCAUUGGCACUACAUAGUGGAUGGGAUUAUGUAAAGUACAUGAUACACUGAAUAGCAAUAAUAUUAAGCAGACUAUAGGAUUAUAAGUUUUUAUGUGAUGUAUUUGUGUUGUGUGCUUAUAUAUGGACAUGAUAUUGUCCAAAUUCAGACCUGUCAGGUCUCACACUGGCUUGCUUGAAGUUUCUUUUGGAUUUGCUUGAGAUUGGGCAUUUUUUGAAAAUUAUGCGCGAGGUCACAAACCUUUAGAAAAAUACAGUCAAGUGUCAAUAUAACAUACAUCUUUACAGUGAAUACAUUGAUACAAAUUGUCACUUUGAUAUCCCAUUUAGUUUUCUUCAGUUUUUUGCUGAGGCAGCGUCGAACACGGACAAUCACUACGGGAUCGCUGUUGUAUGCUUGUUUUGAGAAAAUAGCACAUUAAAAAAAUAUAAUUUGAAGAAAUUCUGGAAUGCGUGAGAAUAUGUAGGCCUCGCGUGAGGUCGCAGUUAAAUGCAUGGGACUCAAGAUGCGCAAGACUCGACAGGUCUGCAAAUUUGUACUGUAGUGUAGACAGGGGUUUAAAAAUAUUGUAAUGUAUACUAGUACAGCAUACAAAUAUUUACUGGGUUGAGUAGCAUUUAGUUCAAAAUAUAGAGUUAGACUGAGGUGAUCUGGACGCUUUACUAUGUAAAAUACAGCCUCCAGAUCACCAAGUGCUAUAUUUUGAACUAUGACCUGAUUAAAACCGUUAAUAUUUGUAUUAAUAGAUUGUAGGCAUUACAUGUCACGGCUGGAACUAAUGCCUGGAGUCUAUGUAUUCAGUAUAUAAUACCAACUACAGGGUGUUAACCUCGUAUAGUAAAAUUAAUUUCCUGUAAAAUGAUCUCACCAUUUUUUUUGGAAAAAAAAAGAUUACAUUAGAUGCAUUUGAAGUGAAUUUUAAAAACAUUUUUGUAUAACUACGGGUAAACUGCAUCAUUGAUGAUUAUUGAAAUAUGAUCAUUAUACAGUAUUAGUUAUUAAUAAAUACUGUAGGUUGAAUA
Molecule: messenger RNA, 3068 nt
Organism: Anneissia japonica
Lineage: Eukaryota; Metazoa; Echinodermata; Crinoidea; Comatulida; Comatulidae
Product: cysteine desulfurase, mitochondrial-like
Exons: 12
Coding region: 145-1506 (453 amino acids)
Biological process (GO): [2Fe-2S] cluster assembly
Cellular component (GO): nucleus; cytosol; mitochondrion
Molecular function (GO): pyridoxal phosphate binding; cysteine desulfurase activity
Source: RefSeq, a predicted model, not a curated record